Messenger RNA from Rhizopus microsporus ATCC 52813, 2916 nucleotides. Its product is annotated as Dna2-domain-containing protein. Gene Ontology annotation, molecular function: helicase activity. The coding region runs from base 105 to 2537 and encodes 810 amino acids. The record is from RefSeq and is a predicted model, not a curated record. Lineage: Eukaryota; Fungi; Mucoromycota; Mucoromycetes; Mucorales; Rhizopodaceae. The transcript is spliced from 7 exons.
UGAAGAUCAGUUCCCCAAAUAAGCGUAUAAAGUUGAGCUAUGGUUGUCAAUCUAAUCAACCUUUGAUCAAUACAAUUCAGCAAGACGAUGAUGACGACGAUGCCAUGUUCAAUGACGAUAUUUCACUAGCUCAAAUUGAGAAGGCAACAGCACAGGCACUAUUGCAAAGACAAGUGAGCAAUUCGGAUGAUCUGUUUGACGAUAUUCCGAUUGAGGAACUCGUUCAAGCUUUAGAUAGACAGGAAGAUAGAUCGCCUCAGGGUACGAUGAAUACAGUAGUUGUAAACGAAUCACUUGGAAUCCUAUCAAGGGCCUCAUCCUCAACAACGGCAGUAACAGUAACUGAAGAAAAGACAGUGGUUACCGAGAUCAAGAAGCCAGUGCCUGCUGAGGAAAAGCGUAAAAAGUUUACUCGUUAUUUGGUUGCCAACAUAACGACAAAUACCUUUGAGGUUUCCGAUAGAGUUGCUACAGAAAAGGUACUUACAUUAAUUCAAGAAGACAGCAACACGGCCAUCACAGCUAGAUUGAGAGAUGAUUGGCUACAGACGACAAUAUCAGUAGGCAAUGUUGUCCAUAUUCCCUUUACCAACAACACCACUGAAGUAAUUAUUGAUCAACGAAAAAACUUCAUUAUUGUUCAUCCAGAUCGCCUUAUUUCCUGUACAACAGUGGCCGAGAGCUAUCAUUGCCUACGACGAUCCAUACUACAGACCAAGAUCCGAGGCGUGACUGAAUGUACAGAAGCACUUGUCCAUGGCAGCAUUCUUCACCGUGUCUUACAAAACGCUUUGUUGACUGGUGACUUUUCCAUAGAGAGCAUCAAGGAAGAAAUGGAACAGAUCGUAGCUUCCUCUUUAGAAAACCUGUAUACGCUCGAUGUUGAUGAGAAAACGACUCUUGAAGCGCUAAACCAGUAUGUAGAAAGUAUUCAUGAGUUUGGAAAUAUGUUUGUUGGUAAUGAGCCGAAACCAAAUGCGCGCGUGAGCAGUGAUAAAGGCCCAGACGCUGCUAAAGCAUUAGGAUGUGAAACAGUGGCUAUAUCAAAAGUCCUAGAUAUUGAAGAGCAUCUAUGGAGUCCAACGUACGGAUUGAAAGGAAUGAUUGACGCUUCUGUGCAGCUAAAGAUGAGUCCGAUCAAUCGGGUGUUGACUGUGCCCUUUGAAUUGAAAACCGGUAAAUCAUCCAAGUUUCUGACAAACCGAGCACAGACUGUGCUUUAUACCCUUUUGAUGAGUGAUAGAUACGAUAUUGACAUUGGAGCGGGAAUCCUUUACUAUUCAAAAACAAACAGUCUUUACUUAGUACCAGCUUUACGUAACGAGGUAGCUUCUAUGAUCAUUGCAAGAAAUGAACUGGCAUCCGCUCUAUAUAGUCAUCAGGUGAUUCCACCAAUGAUUAAAAACUUUCAUACCUGCCAAUACUGUUGUCUAGCUGAUGCUUGUACCAUUUAUCACAAGGCUAUUGAAAAAGGAAAUGGGGUAUCCAGUGGUCUCUAUAAACUGUUUGAAGAAAGGACAAAUCAUAUGACAACGAAAACAUCUAGCUUUUUUAAACAUUGGUGGCAGCUUUUAGACAAAGAAGAGCUAGACAUUGAUUAUCUUCGUAAAGAGAUCUGGAGCCAACCGGCCGAAGAACGAGAAAAGUCAGGAAGAUGUAUAUCAAACCUAAAGCUGAAUAUUUCUGCUAGUGAAAUUCUUCCAGAGAUAGCACAGUGGAAAUAUUGCUUUGUUCGAGCUGAACCAAAUAAACCUCUCUUCUGUAACCUAUCUAUUGGUGAUGCCGUAGUGGUAUCUAGCAUGGAAGGACACAUCAGCCUUGCUAUGGGCCAUGUAUCCUCUCUGACAGCAGACGAGAUUAUUCUCGGUUUGAACGAACCUCUUCGUAGCCCACCAAAACGAUCAGAAGAUUUUGAUUUAUUAAACAACCAACAGUUCCAGACGUUUAUUCGUUAUAGAGCAGACGUUGAAAAGCAUUACAAGGAUAGCAAUGUAUUAUAUCGAAUUGAUAAGGACGAAAUGUCUACUGCGAUGAAUAUGCUUCGAUAUAAUCUAGUAUCACUUGUAGCCAAUACAGGUGAUGAAAGGACUCAACGAUUGAGAGAGCUUAUCAUUGAUCUUGAAAAACCAGCCUUUGAUACAACUGUUGUGCCUACGAUGCCUAUAAGUUCUCAUUUAAAUCCUGAUCAGCGAAACGUGAUUACCAAAGUACUUCAAGCAAAGGAUUACAACUUGAUUCUAGGAAUGCCCGGAACUGGUAAAACAACCACGACGGCAGAGAUCAUAAAAUACCUUGUUGGAAUGAAUAAGACAAUCCUAGUGACAGCCUUUACUCAUACUGCAUUAGAUAAUGUGUUAUCAAAAGUUCGUGAUCAAGGAAUUGACGUACUGAGAUUAGGAAAUAUUGAUAAAGUGAUGCAAAGCAUGAAAGACUGUGUGCCGUCUCUUAAUAGAAAUAUAACAACAGUAGAAGAGAUGAAAAUAUUUUAUGAUUCUAAAAGAGUGGUUGGAGUCACUUGCCUUGGUAUUGGACAGUAAGUGACACAUAUACUAUAACCCAGGUUUCAAAGCUAACCACCUUUGUAAAGCGCAAUGUUGCAAAAAAGACAUUUCGAUUACUGCAUUAUUGAUGAAGCAUCUCAGAUUACUCUACCCAUGUGUAUAGGUCCUAUUCGAUAUGCAGACAAGUUUAUUCUAGUGGGUGACCUAUAUCAACUCCCGCCUAUCGUGCGUGAUACACAGGCUGGUGAGAAGGGGUUAAAAAAGUCUUUAUUUGCUAUAUUAGCAGAGGCUCAUCCUGAGUCUAUCAGUCGUUUAGAAUACCAAUACCGCAUGAACAAGGACAUUAUGCAAGUGGCCAAUAUACUUGUCUAUGAUGGCAAGUUAAAAUGCGGUAACCAUUCAAUUUCUACAAAAU